GUGGCGCGCCGCCGGCGGUGCCAGUGGCCGAUGGGGGCGUGACGCUUGCGAAUCCGGCGCUCUGGAACACCCGCAGGUUGCCGAUGGAAGUUUCGACUCGCACCGAGAGGGAGAAGCGUGAGAAGGAGAUCGAGUACGAGAGCCGGAACAAGGUAACGACCAAAGCCGAGCCGAUUCUGCGAAUCCUCAAAGCCACGCUGCUGGACGCCGACGGCACUACCGAAGCCGUAGUCUACCCGACUGGCGGCGGCUUCGACACUUCAAGUUCGGACUGCCACCGCCAGACGGCGACCGGCCCUGCUGACCGCCGGCUCGCCACUCCUGCCGAACCCUCAGCGCUGCCUGAGAGCUCGAGACAGGAGCGCCCCCCGCCGCCUACGGCCAUGAGGCGUGCCGGCGGCGCCGGCGGCGACGCAUCCGGCCAGGUGCGCAUCAUUCCCAUCACGCUGGAGGGCGGGGAGGUGGCGGCUGACGUCGGCACGGCCGGACCAGCGGGGUCCGCCUCGGCGCGCCACAGGCCCAGUCGGGCAGCCGACUCUGCCACCCUCCCGCGCUCCUGGGCGCCUGGCCGGAACGGCGGCGGCGUCGAGCACCGGAUCCCCAUCCGCCUUGAGGACGGGGACGGGGCGGAGGCACAGCAGCCGCCGCCACCGCAGCCGCCGCCACCGCAGCAGCCGCAGCAGCAGCAGCACACAGUGCCUCGCCGCGGGAGCUUCUCAAGCCGCUCAAGCAUCCCGAAGAAGGUGCACUUCGCUGCGCAGCCGCAAGUGCAACUGUACGAUGAUGAGCGUCGCGAGGUGUCGCCGCCGCCCGCGCGCCAUCUGUCGCCGCCCGCUGCGGCUCAGCUUCCGUCUACCGCUAACAGAGUGGCCAGGCCGUACGGCCGGACGAGUCCACUUGUUGCGGCCGGGGGUGAUCGGACAAGCUCCCUGAGGCCGGCCUCUGAUGGUGGGAAGAGAAAUAACCCUCCAUCACCAGCAGAGUACCAUCUGCGACCUCUAGCGGCGACAGUCCCGGAUGUGACUCCGGAGCACGCAGCGACUGAGAAGAGCCAGUCGGCCGUCAAGGUGCCGCUCGAGAAGGUCAUGACCCCGGCGUCCUCCAUCGAUGACGCCACUGUGCCGACCAAAAAGAAGGUGGUGUUCGUCGACUCGGCGUUCUUCUCGCCGAGCCAGCAUCCGACCCUGGAGCACCAGGUGGCCAUGGCCAAGCAGAUCUCGACCUCACUCGGCGAUGCCCGCAAUCGACGCUCUCGAGGACAGAGCAUGUACGAGAAGCGCCAGCAGCGCAGCCCUCACUGGAUCCACCAAGAUGCUCCUCCCAGUAACCAGGAGGAGCAGCGGGGCUCCGUCGAGCCCGCAGAUGGUCUGUCUCCAGAAAUAUGCUCCGAACUUGUUAAAGAUCUUCACUCCGCCAACGGAAAAGGUGGCCAGAUCUUCGCCAAGCGCAAGAAGCGGUCAGAGAAGUGGGUGGUGGACGAGGAACACCCCGAGCAGAGCCGGCCCGGAGAGCGGCCGACCACCCGGCGUCCGACACCGCCGGUCGUGUCGCCGGCGCCGGUGAAGCCAGUCCUGCUGGAGGAGCUGUGCCAGUCGCCGCAGCCGCCGCGGUUCCCCACCGACGGCGUGUACAGCCCGCGCGCCGCCCGAGGCUGGGGCGUUCCCGACGCAGCCCCGGUGUUCCCGGCGCCUGUCAACGACGUUCCGGAUACAGUGCCCGACAUCGCGCCGACGGCGCCGCUCAGCCGCCAGCCGCCACCCACGUGUACACUCUCUGACAGUGUGCAGGAGAGCAUCAGGGCGAUGGAGGAGAAGCGACGCCAGAGAGCUGCCAACUACAACACGGCCCCGCGCGGCUGGACCGACCACGGCAUCUACUACAGGCCCGUCACGUUCACACAGGCCGUGGCGUAAUCAUGACGUCACAGGCGGGAGCGGCUAUGGUGAGCCCAGCACGCGAACCCCGAUCGUGACAUAAUCAUGACGUCAUUGGUGAGCGCGACUGUGGUGACCCUGACACGCGCGCCUCGACCGUGACGUAAUCACACGUCACUGGCGCUCCAGGCAGUCACAAGGUCUACACCCAGCUCGCUGUAUUUACUCAGACCGUGACACGAUUGAAAACGUGGCAUAAUGCUUACGUCAUUGGUAGCUGGGCCGGGCUAAAUGUGCACUGCUGGUCCCGUGCCCUCACAUAAGCCGUGGCAUCGCCAGAAGUCAAAACAAGACCUGUGGCUGCUGGCUCAUCACUGUUUUACGCCCAGUGACGUAAGAUUGACGUCAUUAGUUUUAUUGGCGCAUGUGGCACAGACUGGCCCGUGUGUUGGGGCUGGAGUCCUCCGGUGUGGUGUUCUAUGCUCUUUGUCACGGCCCGCAGCCACUUGUGGCCUUGACAGCCCGUCACUGUGACAUCUGUGCGGGACGUGAACCGUGACGUCAUUUGUGGCGGCUGCGUGCCGACAGCGGGCAAUGAAACGAUCGCGUUUGCCGUGGCUGAUGACGUUUCGUUUGCAUAUGGAUCCACGCCAUUGGUGAUGGAAACUCAGAGCGUAACACUGAACCCUGUCGGCCUGUGUACAUCUCUCUGUCUCGAUAUCGGAGAGCACUAGAUAAAUCAUUUUUGCAUCUUGCUUGUCCUGCACUCACCCUACAUCUACGCGGCGAUGAUAAUUCUCGUUUAUUUUGUUUAUUGGUCUAUCGGAAGAAGUUGAAGAGUGAUUGCUGUUUUGAAAACUCCGGUAUGUUUUCAUGCGCGUUUAGUGACUGUGUUCUGCUACGUACGGCUUGGGUGCUUUUGUCGUACGCGGUGGAAACGAAUACAACCAAUAAAACACGAGAACGAAG
Molecule: messenger RNA, 2843 nt
Organism: Pollicipes pollicipes
Lineage: Eukaryota; Metazoa; Arthropoda; Thecostraca; Pollicipedomorpha; Pollicipedidae
Product: altered inheritance of mitochondria protein 3
Source: RefSeq, a predicted model, not a curated record